UGUUCACUUCUUUCAUUUCAGAUGAGACAAGAGUGUCUCAGUUGACGGAUCAGAAGAGCUUAGCUGCAGAAGUUCAAAACAUUACGUCGUUUUCUCGUUAUUAGUAAUGUAGUGAAACCUUACUUAAUUUCCCCAGUAUUAUUUCUUAUUAACUAAGGAUGACGUCUUUACUAAAGAACCAAAUUAUUAAGCAUUUGUCCAAGUUCGUCAAGAAUUUGUCACCCGAUAAAAUCAACCUUAGUACCCUAAAAGGAGAAGGUGAACUCACUAAUCUUGAAUUGGAUGAGAAAGUGUUGACCAGUUUGUUGGAGCUGCCGAGCUGGUUAACCUUGGACCGAGCAUGGUGCAAUCGUGUUUCCAUCAGAAUACCUUGGACAAAACUUAAAAGUGUCCCCAUAUGCUUGAGUUUAGAUGAGGUUCAUGUGUCUAUGGGAACUUGUUCUGAAUUACGUCAGCCCUCCGCUAACCUAAAACCUCCAACUUAUGCAGCUGGUUGGAAAUAUGGGUUUUCAGACAAAGUUGUUGAUGGAGUUACAUUGAGUGUCAACUCAUUGAUUAUAAAUUUCAAAAGCCCAGCAUUUGAAGCUUCCUUGCAAUUUUCCCGUAUUCUACUAGAGUCAGCGUCACCUACUUGGCAACAUGGAGAUUUGCGAUUUUCUCGGUUGAAGGAUACCGACCUAGGCUUGAUUUUGUUGUUUAAGGAAUUGCAAUGGCAGACUCUUCGGUUGGAAGCACGGUCGACGACUGGUGACCUCUCCUUACCUCCCCUUCGUUUGAUAACGAAUCAGUCAAAGUGCCGAAUUACAAUCAAGAAGCGCCUUUUAGAUUGUGCUGUCAUUGGCUGUCGUCUUGUGUUAAUCAUGGAUGAACUACUUUGGGUGCUUACGGACGCGCAGCUAAGCGCUGCCGUUCUCUUUCUGCAAUCCCUCUCCUCCUUGAUUGAACAGGAUACUUUGGUGAAUCAAAGAUUUAAGGCUGCAAGGAAAUUGGAGACACUUCCAGAGUACCAUGCGCAGCAGCAACAGCAGCAGCAGCACCGCUCUGGUGCGCCUGGUACCACCCAUAAAUCUCCAAGUCCACUCGGCCGAGUUUUUGCUCGUUAUGACGUGCUGGAAACCUCGUAUCACUUUUUCUCAGAGAAGAUCGAUUUCCAUUUUUGCGAUGAUCCCGGAGAGGGCAGAAGCAGCCACCCAGAGCUAAAAGACGGUGGAGCCCUUCAGGUUACACUCAGUCAGCUUCAGCUCGAUUUUUACCCAUAUCACUGGGCAGCAGCGGAGGCGGGUAGCCACCGUAAACAUUGGGUCGGCUACGAAGAAGGCCCGCUGUCUCGAUGGGUUGAACAAGGGAUCGAUCAGUUCACCAAGCAACUGCUACACAUGGAUUCGCCUUCACACAACAAGCUGACCCGGAGUUUCGCCAACGAUGGACCUUCAUCACCAGUUCCAAAUCCUAGUCCCAAAAUAACGGCAAGCACGUCGCUGUUGCACGGAUCCAUCCUCAAUCAUUUACGACAGCUUAUGAGCACUUGCUUAAUCCUGAGGUUGGGCGACUUUCUCGUUUUUCGAGUGACUACCGCCAAGAGCCGUCAGACGCCUAAAGAAUUUAUUGUUGGGGAUCGAGGCCGAUUUCCUUUGCCAGAUAGUACGCCCAUUGUUCACAUGGAGUUUACGCAAUUCUAUUAUCCUGGCGACAUGGAAUUCCCUCUUCCACAGCCCAAAUGUUUUGUCCAACUUAAUCCACUCCAGGUCAAUUUUGAUGGAUUGACGAUAUUGUGGUUGCAUACGUUCAUCCGCGGGUUAGAUAAGACUUUGAUUUCCUGUGCGCCCUCAACUGGCGCGUCAGAGUCCGAGAGCAAAUCCUCUUCAGGCCCAGUUCCGCAACUAGAAAUUCGCUUGGAAGCCCUGAUGCCUAGAAUGAUAUUUGAGCUACCAGGAUGGGAACGUCCACGAUCGCUGCAGUUACAAGUGUCACGACUGGUCUGCUCCAAUUACCGUUCAAUUGAUAACGGUUCCCGUGCAGAUUUGGCCGCUUGUCUAGAGAAAAUACAAGGGGGUUCAUCCGAGUGCGGUGGAGGGCUAUGCUUUGCAUCCGCCUUUCCAGCGAGAGACGACGAUUUAUCACCAAUCAGCGAGACCCUACUAAAACACGCCACUCAAGUUCAGCAAACAAACACGUCGGUUGGAUGGAAACGAGAUUUGCUCUGGACCAAAGAAACGUCUCAGGUCUGGUUCAUUCAUCUCGAUCCGUUCUGGGCCGAUUUCUUUGCCGCCAGCGGUCAGCUAUCGAAAUCGAAACCUUUGCCUUUCAUCGGAACUGUCCCCAUAACAAUUUGGAUUCAACCGGAUUCAGAGAGGAUUUCCGGUCUCUUGAACAUCAGCAGUCUUGUGAGUGUGCAACUAGAUCGCGCUGAGUAUGUUUUUCUGUUGCGGGUCAUGGAGGGCUUGUCAGAGACGACCGCGUUCUUGAAUCACCAAGAAAAGAAAUUCAGUUCCGGGGAUUCAUCUCAAUCGAUGGUUAUCGGUGCGGUCAUUCCACAAGUUGACGUUUCCAUUCUGUUCCCACCUCAGGCUGCAACAGCCUUGCAGGGCACGGAUGAUGCUGAUUCACCAAUGGGAGACACGGAAUCGAUCUAUCCUGAUACAUCCAGUAUGACUGACCUGGCCCAACUCGGUCGUUCCAUGCAGGGAUUGAAGCUUCGUAAUUCGCAUUCUGAAUACGCCGUCUCGCAACCGACCGAACCGACCGACAUAUGUAGUGUCAACAGUCUGUCAGAGGGAGUCACCCUCGUCAAAUCGCAAAGUGAUAGUAUGAUUGAAAUGUCUGCAAGCAGUGAUGGGCCAACUGGUCAUGAAGAUCUAAAACUAAGUGGACAAGCUCCAGCCUCGUCGCAAAGGUUUGUGACAUUUGCCGAUCGCAAGCAACCACCGCAGCAGAUGGGAUUUAGUUCCAUUACGAAAGGUCUACACAAUUUUAUGUCUAGCAUGGAUGCAGCCCUAAAACAUUCGACUCAUAUUCCAGAUGAUGCCAGCGAUUGCUAUUCCAUCCGAAGCGAGGGUAGUUCCGAUAGCAGCGAUAACUUUAUUGUGUUGCAGGCAGAACAUGGUGACAAUCAUCACGACGUUCUGGGCGUGUUUAAACCCAAAGCUUCUACGACAAUUGAUGUUUCUGCCGAUCCUUUAAGCGAUGUUGCCGCGGAAGAUCUCGACGAAGUAGCCGUCGAAGUUUGCGAGGACACUCCGACUACCAGCGAUCAUUCUUCGGCUGGUGGCCCACCUACGAUGGCGUCAUUUGUAUCCCCUCGUAAUCGAGAGGUUGCAGUCGUGACAAUGCACAUUAACGACCUCGAGUUCAUUCAACAGUCAGUUGGCUCGACUUCGUCCCUUCGCCUGCAGGCCGGCCAUCUUUCGUGCAACGAAUGCACGGCCAUUUCCCACGAGGAAUUCCAAUCCAAGUUUGCGUCGAGAAGUCGGGGUUGGCGAGAAGUUGAAGUUGAUGCAGGCCGACAACCCGGGGUGACUGUGCUUCCGCUUAGAGUACGAAUGGAACAGAAAAUGGAUUUCUGUCCGGAACGAGUCGAUCUGAGUGGGUCGCUCAGGGAGGCAGUAGCCUCGGCAACCGAAGCCUGGAUAGAGGCCAGUUUGACUCACUUGAGUCUAUCGCUGCAGCUCAGUUCCGUCACCGGAUUAACAGCUUUCGUCGAAGAUGAAUUAGUCGCACCAGUCGUCCCUCUUUUUAUCAACCUGCGUGACAUCGAGUGUACACUGAUAGAAGAUCGGCCUCCCAUUCGCGUGGGGGGACCGCCACCAUUUCCAGCUCCCCCUAUGGUCGUGCGUGUCAAACAUUUGCUCGUUCAGAGGAACCACUGUGGAGUCAUUUCUGUCGGCGUCAACGAAUCCAAUCCAAACCAUCUCGUUUCUCGCGUUGUAGGUGAAUCGUCGAAUCGGGACAUGAGGGAAGCUGCGCUCCGUUCCAGGAUCGAAGAACUUGAACGAGAAAAUGCCUCACUCAAUCAACGCCUCAGCAAUAAAACCAAUUGAAAAAUCUAGUCGUCAAUCCCCAUUUAUAACCUUGCCUGGCCGUUUUCUUUUUGAUCCGUUUAGGCGUUUAGUCCUUGAAUUGUUCGCUACUCAUCGCAUCGAUCGACUCGUUUUUUUUCCCCCAUAUUGUGUGUACGGUGAAGGCAUGUGUGUAUCAGUUGACGGGUUUUUCUAAUAAUUCGUUUUCCAGCUUGUGUCAUUCAAUUCCUCUUGUUCGGUAUGUUGUGGCCCGUUGUCCCUAUUAAAUUCGGGUGUUAAUGUGUUGAAUAAUCGCUUUUUCCCCUAUAUCAUUGUUGGGAUAUAUUUUCACUUUUUUCUUUCCUUCUUUUAUGUUUUCGUUACCGUUUCUGCAAGUCGACGAACACACGUCGGCCCUAAAAAACAAAAUGAACUGUUCGUUUGAGCCGUCCGUGUUUCAUAUGACCAUUUCCCCUGUGCGGACGUACUCGGUGUGAGUUGCCGAUCGAUAGAAGGACCCUGAAAGGAAUUUUACAAAAUCAAUAAAUAUUGUUCGACUCA
This is a messenger RNA of Daphnia pulicaria, 4556 nucleotides long. Its product is annotated as UHRF1-binding protein 1-like. The transcript has 17 exons. The record is from RefSeq and is a predicted model, not a curated record. Lineage: Eukaryota; Metazoa; Arthropoda; Branchiopoda; Diplostraca; Daphniidae. The coding region runs from base 159 to 4037 and encodes 1292 amino acids.